AUGUCGUUUGCUGCUCUACCUGAAAACGACGCCAAAUCUCUCAGGCGCAGCCGUAUUCUCUCCAGCAAGCUCUACUUUGACGUCCCGAGCUCCAAGGUAAAACCAGUAUCUAAAUUCGUCUGUGCUUUCAAGUUUACAUUUCGGAAUCUGAGAAUUUCGCCAAGUUUUCAUCUCGGCAUUGAGAAGCUGCAUCCGUUCGAUUCGGCUAAAUGGGGUCGGAUAUGUAGAUUCUUGUCCAUGGAUGAUGUUGUGGACAAGAAUUGCAUUGUAGAGCCAAAGGAAGCUGCAAAGGAAGAUCUUGUGCAUUUGCAUACAGAAGCAUACUUGAAUAGUCUAAAGGAAAGUGCAGAUGUGGCUAUCAUAAUUAACGUACCUCCUGUUGCCCUGUUUCCAAAUUGCCUUGUGCAGCAGAAAGUUCUCAGUCCUCCAUUUCACAACCAGGUGGGGGAACCAUCUUGGCUGCAAAGCUUGCAAAAGAGCGAGGAUGGGCCAUCAAUGUGGGAGGACUGGGUUUAUCAUUGUUGUGGGGGAAAAGGAGGUGGAUUCUGUGCUUAUACCGAUAUUUCUCUUUGCAUACAUUUUGUGCAGGUGCGGUUAAACAUAUUUCUCAAGGGUGAUGAUUAUUAAUCUUGAUGCACAUCAAGGAAAUGGCCAUGAAACAGAUUUUGCCAAUGACAGAUUAUGAAGCAAGGAGAUUCAUUGAUCAGAGGGUUGAAGUAGCGGUGAGCCGAGUGGCACUACAACAAUCGAGUACUUGAGAAAGAUGAAGCUCUUGAGGUAUAUACUUACAAGUCAUGUGCUGCCGUUUUCUAUCUGACAAUCUUUAGCAAUAGUUUUUCUUCUAGACACACUGUAGUUGCGUAACUUAUUUGAUUAGAAGUACUUUCAUGUGGACUCAAGAACCUGAUAUGAAUGUUGGGUUGCUGCUCAUAAUUUUGCUCCUGAGUUGAUGGUCUACAAUGCUGGAACUGAUAUUCU
Messenger RNA from Rosa rugosa (rugosa rose), 978 nucleotides. RefSeq names its product histone deacetylase 2-like. The transcript is spliced from 9 exons. The record is from RefSeq and is a predicted model, not a curated record. Lineage: Eukaryota; Viridiplantae; Streptophyta; Magnoliopsida; Rosales; Rosaceae. The coding region runs from base 1 to 627 and encodes 208 amino acids.